Messenger RNA from Clonostachys rhizophaga, 1035 nucleotides. The record is from the annotation of a GenBank genome assembly. NCBI's taxonomy places the organism in Eukaryota, Fungi, Ascomycota, Sordariomycetes, Hypocreales, Bionectriaceae.
AUGACGAGUAACCCCGAAUUCGACGUCUCCCCGUCCGACGAGGGCAGUGUAUCGAGCUAUAUUAGACGACAACUGUUUUACACCCCGUCCAUCGUAACUGGUGUCAAACUUGAUGGAAAGACAGCCAUCGUCACCGGCUCCAGCUCAGGCAUUGGCCUCGAGACCUCCCGCCAGCUCCUCGACCUUGGUCUCACGAAGCUCAUCCUCGCCGUACGCAACGAACAAAAAGGCAACGCCGCCGUCUCCGAACUCUCCAGGGGCAGGUCCCUCCCCGAAAAUGCCAUCGAGGUAUGGCUACUCGACUACUCGUCGUACGACUCAAUAAUCGCGUUUACCCAACGUACAAGAUCACUCGAGCGAAUCGAUAUUGUUGUCCUAAACGCCGCUAUUAUGCCUGUCAAGCAGACUCUCAACCCUAAGACGGGCCACGAUGAGUCCGUCCAGGUCAACUACCUCGGCACGGCGUUGCUGACCAUCCUCAUGGCCGGCGUUAUCAAGGAUAAACCUGAAAGCCAGCCCGCCCGUAUCACCGUUACAGGAUCCGAUGUCGCCGCCUGGACGAAGUUCGCAGAGCAGGAUAACGAUCCACUCCUGCCUGCCCUCGAUAAGCCGGACGGCUGGAACUUUACCGACCGGCACUUUGUGACCAAGCUGCUCUACCAGCUGUUCCUUCACAAGUUGGAGCCUCUUGUUCCUGCAUCUGUUGCAGUCAUCAAUGUUGCAACCCCAGGCAUGGUACAUGACUCGGAGCUCGAUCGACACGCUGCAGUUGGUGUUUUGGGCAAGACUGUCGCUAUGUUCCAGCGCAGGAUCGGCUAUACCUCCUCGGUAGGCGCCCGUCACAUUACUGAUGCCGCUGUCAAGCACGGUUCAGAGUCACAUGGCCAGUAUCUGUCGCAGCAGCGUGUAAAACCUAUGGCGCCUUUGGUUUAUACAUAUAGUGGAGAGAAGGUCGCGGAACGCUUGUGGAAGGAGACCAUGGAGGAAUUUCAAUUUGCCAACGUUCAGGAAAUUCUCGCUAGUCUAAAGAAGUAA